This is a messenger RNA of Mobula hypostoma (lesser devil ray), 3353 nucleotides long. It is a transcript of the gene mmrn2a, whose product is annotated as multimerin 2a. NCBI's taxonomy places the organism in Eukaryota, Metazoa, Chordata, Chondrichthyes, Myliobatiformes, Myliobatidae. Gene Ontology annotation, molecular function: protein binding. The record is from RefSeq and is a predicted model, not a curated record. The transcript has 7 exons. The coding region runs from base 162 to 3353 and encodes 1063 amino acids.
CAAGUCGUUUCCUUCAGAUCUGUUGUGUAGUCUUGCUGUCAGUUGAAUUUUCUUUGUUUCUCGACCCGCAGCAUUUCCCAUAGACACAGUGAGGGCCCAGAAACCUGCUUCGCUCGGAGCUGUGGGCAGCUUGCUGGGAUCCUUCCAGGAAAGGGAUAUAAAUGGAGAGAAAAAUGAUAUUCCAAUUUGUUACCAUUUUCUUGUCUCUGGGCCCGGUCCGGUUGAAGGAACAUCUGGAGAACCCUGGUACUGCAGAUGAUGGUCACAAGGAUUUCUUGAGCAAUGAGGCAGGACUGGGCAAAGGGCAUGAGAAGUCUCACCAUCAGACCCUUGAGAAGAUUCAGAGACGCGUUGACACCGAAGUGGGUGGCUGGGGCUUUGAGGAGGUCCAGGGAACCAACCAGCCCUACCCUUACGUUCGCAGCACCACCACCUCGGUUACUUCCAGGAGACAAUCGUCAUUCACCAGUGCACGGAAGCCCUUGAAGUCCCCACCAAACAGGAACUGGUGUGCCUUUGUGAAGUCGAGAUUGUCCACUACUGUGGUUUCAUGUGGAGUGGAACGGUUUGUCCAAAGGCCAACAGAGCCCUGUGUCAACUGCCAGAACACAGUGUACCAGCUUGCUCUUAAGCCCAUUUACAAGGUGAAGCAGAUGAUCGUCACCUCCUUGGAGUGGAGGUGUUGUCCAGGAUACGUGGGACCCAAUUGUGAACACACAGUUCCCCAGGAGCUCAGAGCAACAUCCCUAAAGAAGCCACCAGGGAGGGAGCAAGUGACUGAAGAAAUCAUAAAUCCAACAGAACGUCUUCUGUCAAGCGACAGCCGUCAGAACCAGGAUCUGGAACUGCUUCAGCAACAGGAUGACAUUUCUGCUCCCGCUGCCAUCAUGCAGGGCUUCCACCAUGUAUCGAGCAGCCCAAGGAAAAUAAACCACUCAAAGGAAAGUAAUGGAAACCAAACAGAAUUACCAGACCUUCAGGAUGCGGUAAAGUCUCAUGUUGAAAACUUUUUGAAUCAGCACCUUCAUUCCUUAUGGACAAGCAUGAACAGCAGCAUACUGGUCCUGUCUAACAAAGUCUUCAAUUUGUCGCAAGGUAUAGAGAUCGACAGGGCGAAUCAUAAUAAGCUUUUAAAACAUCAAAGGGAACUUGAAGAACUGGGUAUCAGGUUAAAACUGAAACUUGAUGAAAACAGUGAGCAGCUACAUAAACUUGAAGACACAUUGAGAGGUCAACAAUGGAGAGUUGAUAAAGAGCUGCAUGCUCAGAGGGUUAAUGUUGACCAUAACAUGACCACAAUUAAGACGGAGAUCGACCUAAAGGUCAAGCGCAGUCAGAAGUUGAUCCAGAUUAAAUCACAACUUCUAGAUAACACAACAGCCAAAUUAAGGAAAGAUCAAGAUAGACUUUGGCAAGAAAUCUAUGUUUUAAAUCAAAGUAUAGCAAAAACAGCUAAGCUCCAAGGACCAAAAUUAUGUUCAUCAUGCAACUUGAAAGAUGCUCACCAAGAAAUGGGAAUGACAAAAGAAAUCUCCGAUAAACUCAGUGCUGCUCUUCAAAUUCAUUCAAGCAAUCUAACAAAUGUAUUGUGUGGAUUGUGUGAUCCUGCAUCAGACCAGGUUGCCACUUUGCAACAAGCGUUGGAGAAGCAGGAGUCCAGCUGUGCAGAAAUGAUAGCUGGCCUUAAGGUAGAAAUGAAUCAAAAACUGAAUAAGACCUGGGCAGGUUUUAUGGAAGUAGCGCUGGGACUGAAUGUCUCCUUUAACCGUCAAAACUUAGGUCACAAUGAACUUAUUUCCAAACUCAACAAUAAAGUUAAAGAACUGGAUCAGCUGUUGUAUGGUAUACCACAAGUUGAGCAGCUUUGUGACUGUCAAAAAUUAUCUGCAGAUAAUAGUUUGGUUAUUGAUAACCUGAGAAAUGCCAGUGAAUUUAUGGACAAAAUGCACGUUGAUCUGAAUUAUGUCAAGCAGCAAGAACUAGAACUAAGCAACAGCUUAAAUGAUUCUGUGCAAGACCUCUUCAUGGCUUUACAACAAAUUCGUCAACAAAUCCAGGACUUCCAGUUCUUGCAGGAAGGAAAGCAAAAUACUUUAACAGAAGACAUCUUAAAACUUGAGAGGAAUUCUGCCAUGAUUAUGAAGGAUAUUAGCUCUUUGAAAAAAUUUGACGCUAUCAUGGACUCUCGUAUUAAAUACCUCAAUAGUUCAUUCAAUUCCCUUCUGGAGGAUGCUUUGAGGCACACACUGAUUUUGGAGCACUUGUUGGAACAAGAUAUAUUAGAGGUUACAUCUGAGGGUGCAUCAGAUCUUCAACUUCUUUCUAUGAGCACUUUAUAUCAAAUCCUAAACGAGACAGAGAAAAAUCUUGCGGCUCAUGAAAUUAUUUUGGAAGAUAUCAAAAUGAAGUUGCAGCUUCUUGAUGAAGACAGGAUGAGUAAUGAAAUACAUGAACUAACUGGUGCUGAGGAAAAAGAAGAAAACUUCUUGAAAGAAAGUUCUUCAGAAAUAGAUGAUACAGAUGACCCUCAAUAUAUGGAAACAGAAAAUGAGGCAAUUGAAGAAAAAUGGGAUGAUUUACAACAUGGAACCAGUGAAAUAUCAUUCAAGAAAAAAGACAUCGAGAUGUUGAACCUACAAUUAGUUAAAUUGAAGUCCCACUGUAAUUCCAAAGACAAUUACUAUAAUCAUAGCUUGGAACAGAUGAAGGAGCAGUUUACAGAGUCAGUAGAGUCUCUGCAGCUGGAUGUAUCAUCUUUGAAGCAGCUUCUGGAAAGUCACAUCUCCGAGUUUCAGAAGCUCAUUGGCAAUACAGACAGGCUUUCUAACGGGACAUUCCACACAGGACGAGGUGGUUUAGGCUUAAAGCGAACAAGAAAGCAGCACAGGGAAAAUCACCAUGGCAAUAAACAUCUGGGCAUUUAUAGAAAUUUUUCAGCUGUAGGCAACGGAAAGAGAAGCCUAUCUGCACAGGAAUUCCAGGCUGCAUUUUUCGUGGGACUUUCCAACAAUUCUGAAACUAGCAAGAUUUUGAAUUUUGACUGGAUUUUUCUUAACUAUGGAGAUGGCUAUUUAAAGGAAAAAGGCUAUUUCAAAGCUCCCUUCAAAGGCAUCUACAUGUUUGUGGUGACUGUGGAAUUUGGCCAAGGCCCUGGUCUUGGUGCUCUUUCAGUUGAUGGCCAGCAUGCAUUCAUACUUCAGGGUAGCACACAGAGCAGCAGAGACUGGGGCUAUGCUAUUCUUGAGCUCAACAAAGGACAACACGUGUGGGUGGAGGUGACACAAGGCUCUGUAAUUCAAUGGACUCAUCUGGAAACCACAUUUGGAGGAUUUCUUUUAUUUAAAACAUCCUAA